UCUUAUUAUCGCCCUCGAUGAUAUUCACCUCAUCAUGCAGUAUUAAACAUGGAAAAACCAGAAGAACUUAGAGUGAUCCUUGAUUGUGCCGCACAGUUUGCAGGGGUUUCCAUAAAUGAUAUGAUUUAUGAAGAACCCGAUACCACCGCUGAGUUAAGGUGUAUAUUAAUAAGUUUUCGCAAGGAGGCAGUUGCAAUCCCUGCAGAUGUUGAAGAAAUGUUCAUGCAAGUGAAGGUCCCUGAGUCUGAUAGAGGAGUUUCAAGAUUUCUGUGGUGGCAGGGGGGAGACAUGUCGAGGGAACCAUCCGAGUUUCAAAUGACAUCUCAUCCAUUUGGUGCCACAUCAUCGCCGUUUUGCGCGAACUUUGCCUUAAAUAAGACGGCCCAAAUAUUGUCUGUCGGUUAUGAUGGUUAUGUUGUAGGUGAUGUCAAGAAUAAUUUCUAUGUUGAUGAUUGCUUGAUAUCCAUUCCCAAUUGUGAUCAAGCAAAGAGUUUCGUUAAGCAGAUAAGUGAAUUAUUAUGUAGAGGAAGUAUGCAAAAAAUGACCGAUCUUGAAUAUUGGUUCAAAUGUCCUACUUUAUUGCAUGGCGAAUUUUAUAUAAGAAUCACUGACUGUCCGGAACCUAUUCCUGACGAUAUUGAGUUUAGAAAAACUGCUGUGGUUAACUUGAGUAGUAUAAAGCAAAACAUGUCACCUAUUCUCUCUUAUUACUCCGAGUGGUUGAAAUUAGUCAGCGCCGUAGCCUGGCUUAGAAUGUUCAUAGAAUUUCUGAUGGUGCUUCGUUCACUGAGUCAUGAAGGAUCCGUUCAUCUAGGAUGUUUAAAGGUCAAAGAACUUGACAUCGCCAAGCGUAAAAUUUUAUUGAUGGUUCAGAAAGAAGUUUGUGGAUAAUUAUUUAAUGAAUUUAGAAACAGAAGUAAAGCAGUAAGUCAUGAUGAUCUGAAAGGCUUAUCACCGAUAAUGCUUGAUGGGUUACUCUGUGUUACAGGUCGUCUAAGCUACUCAGAAUUAUUAAACACUUUUGAACAUCCAGUAAUUUUACCCAGUCGACACUUAGUGACGGAAAUGAUAAUUAGACAUUGUCAUAAAGAACCAGCACACGUAGGAAGGUCAUUGGAAAAAGGAUAUAGAUAUGUGUUUACUUGUUUGCAAACAUGGGCAAUACAUAUUGAACUGAUGUAUAGUUUGAUUACUGGUUCAUUUAUAAUGGCCUUAUCACGUUUUAUUGGAAGAAGAAGGAAACCUCCGGAGAUUUACAGUGAUAGUGCGUCAAGCUUCAUGGGAGCAGAUUCUGAAUUAAGGAGGUUUGUGCAACAGUCGAAUCAGCAGAAGAUAAAUAUUGAAUUGUCAGCGAGGUUCUCAUCCAACAGCAUGGGUGUAAUUUGGGGAAGAGUGAUUAGGUCUAUACCAAGACUGUUAUUGUUGGUCACAAGAGAACAAGUGAAGCAGGUCUCCUUGAAUCUUUGGACUAGUCUUUGUUGUAAUUGAUGUAGUUAGGUCGAGUAGGCGUACUGUUGUAAGUCCUACUCGUUCCUAUGGUGUGAUAUGUCAUAUUAUGAACCAUGACCGUAGGCAUCAAGGUAGCUUGUGUGGUAUAAAGGGAUUUUGGUAGCCGGUGUAAGAUCCAUUUUGAAUGUGUUGUGUGUUGGUGAAAAUCCCUCCAUGUAUAUACUUGUACUUUAUUCCUACUGAUCACAUUAGUCGUACGUUGUUGUAUUUUGAUUACAUUUGAAUUGUUAAUAUUUGUAUUUUUUGUUAUAGUUUUUGUUUUUAUUACGCAUUCACUAAGUUUGUAUUUCUUCCUGAACUGCAUCUGCGUUGUUUUACUUGACACUUGUUCUUGGCGGUAGCCAUAUUGAUUUGUUCCUCCUGUUGUGUGUGAUCUAUCCGGUCAGGAUAGAAUAACGUUCAUUUGUUGUGAUUGGUAAUUUUUCCUCAUCUUCUAUCAACUUCUUUAUUUAUUGUAAUUUAGAUUUAAUUGAUUGAACAAUCAUUGGUUGAAUAGCCGGGUGAUAAUAUUUGUUUAGGUAAUGAUUUACAUUAAAUUUAUUAUGAAUUAUAGAACCGCAAUUUACCCGA
Molecule: messenger RNA, 2079 nt
Organism: Schistosoma haematobium
Lineage: Eukaryota; Metazoa; Platyhelminthes; Trematoda; Strigeidida; Schistosomatidae
Exons: 1
Coding region: 49-891 (280 amino acids)
Source: RefSeq, a predicted model, not a curated record